AAAACUUUUACAAAAAAAAAUCUCGCGAUACUGCAAGCAAACACACAUUCACAAAGGGAGGAGAAAAUUUUAGUGAAAUUCACAGAUUUCAACCGGAAAUUUAGUGCCGUCACCGUGAAAACCUGCUUCCGUCAGUGCUAUUAGUUGUGAAGAUUUGCUCAGAACAAGCAACCAGAGUUGUAAAACGUAAAAACCAGCAAAACUUUCCUUCUCUAGUCAAAAUCGUCUGCGGGGGGCAACACCAGCAGCAUAAAAAUGAAUAUGAACAUAAAAAUGCCAGAUUUCGACGUGAAAAAGUUCGUCAAAGAUGCGGGCUCGACGCUUUCCCGUGUGGUUCAGCUUACCGAGGAAAAGCUGGGCACGUCGGAGAAAACCGAAAUGGAUGCACACUUUGAGCACCUGACCGAACGAUCCGAUUGCACCCGAACGUGGACGGAGAAGAUUGUCCGAGACACCGAAGCGGCCCUCAUCCCGAACCCUGCCAAUCGGGUGGAGGAUUACAUUUUCGAAAAGAUCGAAAAGCAAAAGUCGAAACGGCUCAGCAAUCUGGAAUAUCUGGGGCUGGACAUGAUCGAGGGUGGAGGUGAGUUUGGCCAGGACGGUCCCUAUGGCAGUGCACUCAUCAAGGUGGGACAGGCUGAGCAGAAGCUGGGCUCAAACGAGCGCGACUUUAUCGGAUCGGCCGGGAUGUGUUUUAUUCAGCCGCUGAAGAAGUUCCUCGAGGGUGAGAUGAAGACCAUCACGAAGGAGAAGGGCAUUUUGGAGAGCAAACGAUUGGAUCUGGAUGCAUGCAAGAAUCGGGUACGAAAGGCUAGGAGCAUGCUGGGACAGCAAACGUUAUUAGAACAGAAGGACGGAAUUUCGCCCGAGGCUGCUCUCGAACAGGCCGAACGUGACCUGCGAGUGGCCCAGUCGGAAUUUGACCGCCAAGCGGAAAUAACGAAGCUCCUACUGGAAGGAAUCAGCACAACCCAGGCCACUCAUCUGCGCCACCUGCAUGCCUUCGUCGAGUCCCAGGUUCGCUACUACGGCCAAUGCAACAAGAUCAUGAACGACCUGCAGCGCGAACUUGCCAGCCUGGGCGGCCCGCAGCCGUACGUUCCGGUGGCCGGCUACGAGGAGGACGACGAGCUGGCCGGUCGCCUCAACAGCGUGGACCUCUCGGGCAAUUCCGGCUACAAGCGGGCCCGCGUCCUCUGCUCGUACGACGCCAAGGACGGGACGGAGCUCAAUUUGACGUCGAACGAGGUUAUCUUCGUUUGCGAGUGUAAUCCACCAAACAGUGACUACAUGAACGGCAAGCAGGGUCUGCUGAAGGGGCUGGUUCCGAAGGCGUUCCUCGAGCUGUUGGAUGACUAAAUUGCGAUUAGCGUGUAAAAGAGAGUCUGGAUUUAUUUAGUGAUUAUUCAUUUAAGGAGUUUACUUAAUUUGCGAAGCGAAUCUGAAUAACAAAAACAUGAGAUAUUUAGGUAUUAUUGCGUUAUUUUAGAAAUUUUUAUUGUUUUUUUUUCAUGAGUUUUUUUACGAUGAGUGUGCAAAAGUUAUUGCCAGUUUUUAUUAGAGUUUUUAGAAGUGCUUAGAGGCGAUUCAACGCGUUGUCACGCCUGGUUGCGUGUUACAUUUAUAAUAACGAGACAAACAAGGAAAGAAUAUUGUUCUUGCAACAGCUUCUAGGCCAAGCACACACACACACACCAAAACUAUCAUACCCAAUGAUCACCGGAAACCCAGCUUUUCGGCACCGAGCAAACGGCGUUAAUUACGCGAAUGUGUUGGAAGUCGUCAGACGAGUCACUAUUUGGUCAAUUAUUUUUAAAACCGCCGUCACUAUCGAACGCUACAAAUGAACGAAAACAAAACGUAAUUGAUAACAACAAUAAGAGAACAAUAAUAUUAACAAAAAAUUGAACAAAAAUGGUAAAGACAAACAUUCCUCCUCGUGAAAUUGUAACCCGAAACACGAAAUCCAUCCCCCUUUUACCCUCACAGCUGAAUAGCAAAAACGCGUGUGAAGUGAGUGUUUCCCCUUCGUCGUGAUAAAAUCGAUAGCUCUAAAUCGAAAACUGUUAAGAAAAAUACUGCUUUUUAAACUGAACAGAUACUCAAAUUGCAAAAUAAACUCUCUCUCUCUCUGGACAAGAAACAAAAAAAAAUCUAACCUAAAACAAAUCUAAUAAACAAGCACACAACGCGAACAUACAUAUUUGUAUAUUGGAGACGCGGCGGGAAACCAACACUCAAAUCGAACAUGUUAUUUAUUAAAACUUAUUACUAAGCUAACACAAAUACUAAAUAUACUUAUCAAAGGUGAGAUUGGGGUGAACUAUGGAAAAAAACCAGUGCAUUAUUUCCAUAAACCAUUGAAUUACUCGGUACACUUGCAAAAGAGAAAAUUAAAAAAAAUAUUCAUAUUAUUUGAAAUCUCUUCCACUACACACGUUACUGUUUAUCGAGAUCAAAUCUAAUAAUAACGAAAGCAGAAAAAAAUGAAAUCUUUAUCGCUCGUUAGUCUGUAUUUUUCCAAAAUUGUGAAUAUUUAAUCGCUAUGAAGUGAAAUAAAAAGGAUAAAAGUCA
Messenger RNA from Culex quinquefasciatus (southern house mosquito), 2574 nucleotides. It is a transcript of the gene EndoB, whose product is annotated as endophilin-B1. The transcript has 8 exons. The record is from RefSeq and is a predicted model, not a curated record. NCBI's taxonomy places the organism in Eukaryota, Metazoa, Arthropoda, Insecta, Diptera, Culicidae. The coding region runs from base 256 to 1359 and encodes 367 amino acids. Gene Ontology annotation, molecular function: protein binding. Gene Ontology annotation, cellular component: cytoplasm.